UGAAUCAUUUGCUUUGCUUCUCCGUUUCCAGGUUCAUCAUGGCAGGACCCAUCAAUCAAGCCAGAGCUCAGAUCUUUAAAAUAUUUAACGGCGAGCCGCGCUCCUACUCGCGCUUCAGCGCCAACCAGAUCAACGACGAGGAGGAUAUCGAGGUGGAGAUCAAACAGUCCGACGGGGUGGAGGAGGAAGUCGUCGGCACUUUUACUCAGAAGCGGCAGCGCUCGUAUCAGAAAAUCUACGCCCUGGUACUGGCGUUCGUCUUUUUCUUCCUGAGCGGUUACCUUGUGGGAUACGUGAGUCAUCGCAAACCCAAAGUCGACCAAAACGCCGGUGUUCAGAAUGGAUCAGGCUCUUCUGCGGUAUCGGAAAGUCUCGAUGAUGAAAGUAGUAGUACCGUGAACGAAGCCGAAUCCUCAGAACCUUUUCUGGGCUGGACCAGCAUCACCAAUAUGCUGAAGGAAAAGCUGUCGACCAAAGCGUUCGAUGACAGAUUAAGCAAAAGCACUACCGGCACGCAAGACAUGGGCAUCGACGACGAGAGUCUGGCUACACAAGUGAUGGACGAGUUUCAGAGGUUCCGCAUGAAUCCCUGGACAGAUGUGCACUACGUUAAACUGCAGGUGCCCUCCAGUGAGAAACCAAACAAGGUCUCAUUCGGCUCUGAAGAGAUCGGAAGCCCACGGGGUUACCUGGCUUACAGCGCUCCAGGAAGGAAACAGGGCAAAGUGGUGUACGCUAAUUACGGUCAGAUGGAAGACCUGAAGUACCUCAAGGAUACUAAACUGAACCUCACAGGGACUGUGGCUUUGAUGAGAACUGGACAGAUCAGCCUGGCUGAGAAGGUUGCAAAUGCCGCCAAGUUCGGUGUGGCUGCAGUUUUAAUUUAUCAGGAACCUGCCAGUGUCAAUUCUGAGCUCAACACUGAAUUAUAUGGACACGUUCACCUUGGAACUGGUGAUCCUUAUACCCCAGGCUUUCCUUCCUUCAACCACACCCAGUUCCCCCCCUCCAAAUCUUCUGGACUGCCUGAAAUUCUAGCACAGAGCAUCACUGCAGAAACGGCCCUCAAGAUUCAUCAGAAGAUGGGAGGACAGGAAGCUCCUGACUCAUUUAAAGGAAAACUGUCGCUCGGGAGGUACACGCUGGGCGGAGUCAGUGACGUCACCGUCACUGUUAAUAACGUCCUGGCCGAAGCCAAGAUCUACAACGUGUUCGGGGUCAUCCAGGGAUUCAUCGAUUCUGAUCAGUAUGUGGUGCUGGGGGCUCAGAGAGACGCUUUCAAAAACGGAUUCGCCAAGUCCAUGGUCGGGACCAGUCUCCUGCUGGAGCUCGCCAAGGCCAUCACGGAUAUGGUGAAAGCUGGAUUUAGACCCAGGAGAAGCAUUGUGUUUGCCAGCUGGAGUGCCGGUGAUUACGGCAGCGUCGGCUCCACAGAGUGGCUCGAGGGUUAUCUGGCCUCACUGAACAGAAGAGCGUUUACCUACAUCAGCCUGGACGGAACAGUGACUGGAUCCAAGCAGUUCAAAGUAUCAGCCAGUCCGCUGCUGCACAGGCUCCUGGAGGCUACCAUGAAGGAGGUGAAGAGCCCUGUGAGAAAGGAAGAGACCCUCUACCAGGUUUUCGGCGGGAGUAAUUUGGCUGAAUCAGUUUUGGAACCCAUGAGGAUGGACGAUGGUGCUUAUCCAUUCCUGGCUUUCUCCGGAAUUCCCUCCAUUUCUUUCCGCUUCACCUCAAACGAGGCCUAUCCGCAUUACGGAACAAGCCUGGACGUCAAAGAAAAGCUGAACCUGGCCACCGAGCAGAGGCUGUCCGAGUUCUGCGUCUCCGCGGCUCAGGUGGCCGGUCAGAUGGCUCUCCGGCUGGUUCACGACCACAUCCUGAAUCUGGACGUCUCCGCGUACACCAAGAUCAUCAGAAAGAACGUGUUCAUCAUCAGAAAUCUUGUUGACGCCGUGAAAAAAGUCCAGUCUGGUGUGUCGGCGAGUCUUGCGUCUUCGCCGCUGUCGUACAAGUGGCUCAUUGAAGCUUCGGGGUCAUACUCUCGUGCCGUGUCCUCUCUGCUGACCGAGAUUGAGAGGAGUGACCUAAAUGACAUGGGCCGGUGUCGCAACAUCAACGAUCGUAUCAUGAGGGUGGAGCACAACUUCCUGUCGCCGUACGUCUCUCCGAGAGAGACUCCUUUCCGCCACGUCUUCUUCGGCUCCGGCGACUAUACCAUCAGCGCGCUGCUCGAGCACCUAAAAGACCUCAAGGAGCAGGCCGCGGGGUCCGACGCCGAUCUCUUCCGUAACCAGUUUGCCCUGGCCACCUGGACCAUCCAGAGCUGCGCCAACGACCUCGCCGGGGACGUCUGGGCCCUGGAUAAUGUCGUCGACUAAACAGUCAGAUUUAAGACCCACCAGUAAGCAGACGGUGAAGGAUCCACCCACCCAACCCUCCAAUACGGCAGCUAGUUUUAAAAAACAUCCGUUAUUUUUUUAUUUGGAGGUAUUUAUGUUUAUUUGAAUGUUAAUGACCAGGGCAGCUUAAUUAUAUCAAUAAUAAUGCUAAUUACACGGCUAGUCCAGUACCUUAACCACUGAGCUGUCAUUUACACUAUCACUUACUAUUAAUUACUGUAGUUUCCUCCUACCUGCCUGCUGAAGGUAGAUUGGAUGCCCUAUCUAUUCAAAAUGCCCUCAUGUCUGAGUAAAUGUGUUUGUUGCCCUGUAGUACCCUAACCAAGAUGUAUUUCUGGCUUGCUACCAGAACACACUGAUAUGCCAAAACAUUAUGACCACCCGGCUUUGAUGUAUUAACAGGUCCUUUAACUUCUGUAUAUUCCUGGGUUGAAUGUCCUCUUGUGCAUUCUGGUGCCAUGUCUUCCAGUAUUGUUUGCUUUGAUGUCCAGUCUGAUGCCUUUAUGACAGGAGUAAGCGUGAACACUGAGGCUGGCCUGUUUUCUCAAAGCCCUGUACACAGUAGGUUGUGGAUGGACAGUUGUGGCCUUGUGGUUAAGGUACUGGACUAGUAAUCCAAAGGUUGCUGGUUCAAGCCCCACCACUGCCAGGUUGCUACUGUUGGGCCCUUGAGCAAGGCCCUUAACCCUCAAUUGCUUAGACUGUCUACAGUCACAGUACUGUAAGUCGCUUUGGAUAAAAGCGUCAGUAUUGAACCACUGUAGACCUUCUGAUGGUCCAUACCAGACUCCGGCAUCAAUAAGUCUUGGCGACCCAACAGCCUGUCUUUGACCACUGCUUGCUCCUUGUAUUUCUUGAGAUGCUUUAACCCAGCAGUCUGGUCAUAACGAUUUGACUCUUAUUAAAGUUGCGCAGAUGUUUAUGCCUGAUCAGAUCCGCUGCAUUCAGCACGAAAACUACAAGUAACUACCAUCAGCCCAAUAUAUAAGAGAUCCCUGACUGUGACAUGCUCCUUUUUUUUGCCAGUGGUUGUAAUGUUUUGGCUCAUCAGUGUAUAAUUGAAAAUGAAUUACAAUCGUAAGAAUAAUAAUAGUUAUAGCACAUUUAAUACGAGAACAUACUGUUUAUUUGUUGUUUAUUGUUUAUUUGAAGAUGCUUUUUAAAACUAGUAGUGGUUGGGAAAAACCAAAUUAAGGUCAAUCAAUGGUGUAUAACAGCAAAAAGCUGCUUCACCAAUAUUUCUGUAGUGUAUUCUUAAUAUAUGCAAGCACUUAUGAUUCUAAACAGUACUUGAUGAUCAACUACAAUCGUUAAAAUGUUACCCUUCACACAAGCAAUUUAAAUGAAUCUGGUGAAGCUUACAUAUCGGUUGGGUUUUUAAGUUGCCCAUCAAACAAGGUGGAGGUUGGUUCUCUUCUUGGAUAAUUUAGACAGCUGCUGAGAUUUCUGCUUUGCUAAUGAGAAGGACGUUUCUAAUUUGUGUGUUCUGGUCUGCCUCCUUGUUUGAUGGAUAAGCACAAAGACCAAUCACAUAAGGAUCUCAAGUUUGUGAUGUGAAAAUAUUCGCAAGCCAUGAAGUGUCAUAAGUGUCAUAGGUCACCCUUGUGUAUCAUGUAUCCCUAAAAAUUGGGCGAUUUGCACCUGGUGUUAGACGGUGCUCAACAUUUGCACUUGCCUCAUAUGUUGUCGGCGUAACUUGAAACUAACGACGUCCAAUUCGUAUUACUGAAUCAACAGGCUGCUUAUCGUUCGCACUUGAAUUCGUUUCCUAAUCCAAACCCUCACAAGGUCAUCUGCUGUUUUUGAACUGAUGAUGUAUUUUUUUUUAUUCAUUAGAAAAAAUGGUAUUUGUGUUUGUUAUUAUUUAUUUAUCAGUGGGAGAGUUCACUAUAAAUGUUUUUUUACUGUUAUCGGAAGCAGUGCCUUCCAUAAUAUGACGGUUAUACUGUCAAAUGAUUAAAGCAGCAUCUGCUAUCAGAAAUACUUGUUACCAACAGCUGUCACCAGAAAUGGCUAUACAGUCGGCGCCUACGACCGUUUCUCAGGAGCGAGUUUGCUGUAAAUCGUCAACGUCUGGCUCCGUCUUGGACUUUGGUUCGAUAUCUGCUCCAGACGGUUAGAAUAAAGCUUUAAACUAGACGCCAAGGCAUGUGCUGAUAUAUAUUCCUAGCUAAAGCCACUAUUGGAAUGGUCAUCAUGGCAGUAAUAUUGUAUACUACAUGAGAUGGUUCUCAUUGGGGGUAAUUGACAAUUACCUUCACAAAAUAAACCACCCGUAAUUAUUGCAUGACUUCUAUUAUUCUCGACUAUAUAAAGCUAGCUAGAUUUUGCAUUGAUGCCAAAUCAAGUUUGCAGGAAGUUUUUAUGACUUCUAGUCAUUAAUGGGUAUUAAUUAGAGCCUUGUGGUAGGUGUUUUACCCAUGAUUGAACUUUAAUGGUGGCUUUAUGGUCUAGCUAUUCAGAGUUGGGGUUUCGAAUACAUCGUAUCGAAUCUCGGCUCUGCCUUCCGACUGGGCUGGGCGGCUGCAUGAACAAUGAUUGGCUGUUGUUCAUAGGGUUAAGGUGUAAAAAAUCGGAUCAUAGGUCCUCAUAACUGGUGCGACUGUGGCCCCUGCUGGCUGACUGAUGGCGCCUGCACAGCACAGGGCUGAGGAAUAAUGCUGAUGGGGGUGUGGCCCUCCGUACACUUCGGUGUGCCCAUCUGUGUAUGAACUCGACUCGUGCAGGUGAAAAAUGCAGCCUGUACUGAUGCUGCCGGAGGGGGCAUCCUCAGUCAGCGGUGAAGGGUCGAAUCAGUAUAGAGGACGCAUUCAGGGUAAUUGGACACGACUCGAUUAGGGGAGAAAAUUGGGGGAAAAAUAGAAAAAUUCAACAACACAAAAACAUUGGUCACCUAAUUCUUCCUCGGUAGUCAGUAGUACCCAGUAGUCAUCCAAAAGCACCUAACAUUUGCUUUGUCUCACUUAAAAAAGCAAAAUAAUUGUAUGACUAUGUCUCAGCACAGUGGUUCUCAAUAUUUUAAGCAUUCGAGACACCUUAUGGAUGACAGACUUGCAUUAGCCAACUGUUCCUAUGACGUAUAGUAGUAAUAAGCUGAAUAACGUUCACGCAGCCACCAUCCACACUAUCCAGAUAUCAGAACGUGCCUUCGAGGGCCAGACUUUUAGCCAUUUCUGUGACACCGAUUUUUGGAACUUAUUUCUAUCCUGAAGCAUUAUCGGGAGCAGUGUCUUCCAUAAUGCCAUUCGUGAAGGUAGUUUUUGCCUACCAGUGUGUAUUUAUCGAGGGCAGUGACCCUCAUAAUUCACUGUAGGGUGGAUUAAAUUAUCGGGAACAGUGUUUCCCAUAGUUUUUUAUAUCUAUUUAUUUUCUGUGUUGAUUUGUGUGUGUGUUUUCUGUUACUGUGAAAAGAAAUCAAUGUUCCUCUCAGCUACUACGAUGUUAAUGUGCUCAGCUGUAGGUUUGAGUCACGUUUUUGUAAGAUUUUGAGCAUUUAAAAAUUAAGAACUGUGUGUAGACUACUUUCUUUUCAACAUACUGUGGUGUGGGGACUUGUUUUAUUCAAUUUUAAUCUCUUUGAUUUGCCCAGUACUCAGGCCAUGGUUCCCCAACAAACUGUUUGGUCCUUGGUAAGAAAGUUCCUCAGAGAACCUUGUGGUUCUUCACAGCAGCUUUUCAAAAAUGGUUCUUCAAAUUCCAUCAAACAUCAGAGCUACCUCAAUGCUACACUGAACUUCUGACAGAACUACUAGUCAUAACAGAGUACCUCAAAUCCAAAACCACCUCCUUGUUUCUACACUCACUGUCCAUUUUAUCAGCUCCACUUACCAUAUAGAAGCACUUUGUAGUUCUACAAUUACUGACUGUAGUCCAUCUGUUUCUCUGCAUGCUUUGUUAGCCCCCUUUCAUGCUGUUCUUCAGUGGUCAGGACCACUACAGAGCAGGUAUUAUUUAGGUAGUGGGUCAUCCUCAGCACUGCAGUGACACUGACAUGGUGGUGGUGUGUUAGUGUGUGUUGUGCUGGUAUGAGUGGAUCAGACACAGCCGUGUCCACUCACUGUCCACUCCUACCUAGUUGAUCCACCUUGUAAAGUCAGAUGUAAAGUCAGAGACGAUCGCUCAUCUAUUGAUGCUGUUUGAGUCGGUCAUCUUCUAGAUCAGUGGUCACAGGACGCUGCCCAUGGGGCGCUGUUGGCUGGAUGUUUUUGGUUGGUGGACUAUUCUCAGUCCAGCAGUGACGGUGAGGUGUUUAAAAACUCAGCAGCAAAGAUAUUAGAAUGAGGGGAAUUGGACAUGGCUAAAUUAAGAAAGGAAAGAAAUAAAAAAAGUAUAUAUAGUCAUUCCUGCUACACAUACAGAAAAUGGCAUGGCAGCAUAGAUCACUGCUUUCACCUGUACUCCUUGUCCAUCUCUAUUAAUGCAAGACAUACCCACCCAGCUUAUAAAAUAAAUGUUCAAAAUCUUACAUCUUUUUUUUUUUAUUAUCAAUUUUAGCUUUGUGGUUGCUCUUCUGUUUUCUUGAUUUCAAAAUGUGUCGCUUAAUAAAGAGGUUUAGGUUUUCCUGUUUUCCACAGUAGAGUAGAAAUCAGAAUAUGGUUGUGGUGUGUUUACAAAUGUACGUUUUGCUAUUUGCUUAGGUCUUAUCUGCUUAUCUACAAUCGACUUAAAUGUUACUCUUGUUGCGUAUCUUUACGGAAGCCUGUUUCCUCGACCUAAAGAAGAAAAAAUAUAAAUUUAAUUUAAUUACUUUUGACUUACAUUUGAGCGGUAAAAUUAAUUUAAUUACUUUUGACUUACAUUUGAGCGGUAAAAUACACGCGCGUGCACCAGAGCUGGGAUUUUUAAUACAUUGUAUCGUAUCGAACCUCAGCUCUGCCAUCCGGCUGGACUGGGCAGCCACAUGAACAACGAUUGGCUGUCGUUCAGGGUGGGAUGAGCCGGACCAGGGUUCCUCAUAACGGGUGCAUUGAUGACCUCUGCUGGCUGAUUGAUGGUGCCUACGCAGAGGGGAAUAAUGUGAUCACGGUGUGGCUCUCCGUGUACAAGGCUGAUCCGCAUAUGAACUCGCCUCGUGCAGGUGAAGAGAGGCAGUCGGUGCUGCAUGUUCCUUUAGCUGUCAAAAUAAACAGAAAUUUUGAUUAAGCUCAAAAAAAGUCAAACUUUAAGAUGAAAUGUCAUGUUUUCAUUUCAAUUUGGAUUUUAUAUCUUCUUUAGGAUGAGGAAACCAGCUUCCAGAAAAUGCUCUUUGACAUUAUAGCACUUACUGUUUCUGAAUCAAUUAAACGCCCUACAUGCGGAAAUGCAAUUCUUUGUUUAAUAAUUGACUGCAAAUAACAUGAAAAAUGACCAAAGUUAUUAUGCUUUAAGGUUUAAUGUGUUAUCUCAAGUAACCAGACUUCGGCUUUUACAUUGAUUUGUAAAAGGUUUUACAAAGUAAAAAAAAAGAUGUUAAAUCACUGAAAUCUUUUGUAAAGGUAAAAAUUCAGUAAAUAAUUAGGAACUGUUAAAAGUUAUUAAACUUAUAUAUAUAUAUAUAGUUAUUGACUUAUACAAAUUGGUAAAAUCUUCUGAGAAACUUGCUUUUGCUAUGAAAUAAAUAUCUUCUGCACUUA
Messenger RNA from Trichomycterus rosablanca, 8011 nucleotides. RefSeq names its product transferrin receptor 1b (gene tfr1b). Gene Ontology annotation, cellular component: external side of plasma membrane. The record is from RefSeq and is a predicted model, not a curated record. Gene Ontology annotation, biological process: iron ion transport; intracellular iron ion homeostasis. The coding region runs from base 39 to 2378 and encodes 779 amino acids. Lineage: Eukaryota; Metazoa; Chordata; Actinopteri; Siluriformes; Trichomycteridae. The transcript is spliced from 18 exons.